GGCUCGGAAACGAUCGGAGUUGGAAGAUCAAAUGGGGCAGUGUCGUAUAGCUAUAUAAAAUGGUCGUGAAGAAGUGAGGAAGGAGAAAUGAGAAUAGAGAACUUUUACUACCAAGAAACGUGAUUAUCACACGAUCCGAAUACUUGACAGUAUGCCAACAUCAAAUUAUGUUUCAUUGCCGACAUCUCGCACCGCCGUCGUAACGGGCGAUGAUCACCGCCUCCGUAUCGAGCGCAAUGCACCAAUCCCUUCACUCCGAUCCAACGAGGUUUUAGUCCAGGUGAAGGCCGUGGCCAUUAAUCCAUGCGAUUUCAAGAUGCACACGCGUUUUCCUUGUCCUGGGGCGGUGGACGGUUGCGACUUUGCCGGAGUGAUUGUCGCGGUGGGUUCGGAGGUGGCUGAUUUCGAGAUCGGAGACAGAGUCUGCGGCGCAGUUCACGGCUCGAAUCCGCUUCGGCCCGAAUCGGGCUCCUUCACCGAGUACAUGCCGUCCGAGUCCGAGUUCACACUAAAAAUCCCAGCCGACUUGUCGUUCGAACAGGCUGUGGGGUUGGGAGUGACUGGUGUGGGGACAUUGGGCAUGGCGCUGUUCAAGGUACUGGCUUUGCCCGGAAGCGUGGACGAACCGGCGGCGAAGCCACGGACAGUGCUUGUGCACGGUGGUAGUUCAUCGGUGGGAACCAUGGCAAUUCAGUUGCUGCGACUCAUCGGACAUGUACCCAUAGCUACUUGCUCUCCCCGAAACUUUGCAUUGGCCAAAAAGUUUGGUGCCGAGGAGGUCUUUGACUACAAUUCUCCAGACUGCGCUAAAGAUAUCAAGGCCUAUACCAAAAACACUCUUGCCUACAUACUUGAUCCCUUUACUGAUGUGAAGAGCGUCGACCUCUGCUACAAAGCCAUGGGUCGUGCUGGAGGCCGUUAUUGCUGCUUGGAGAUGUAUCCAGAGUACAUUCUCGAGCGCAAAUCUAUCAAGGUCGGCUUUGUAAUGGGACCACUUUUGUUGGGCCACCGGCUUGCGCUAAGCCAAGGUUACGAGCGAGACGAGGAUCCCGAGAUGCGUGCGUUCGGCAUCCAAUGGUAUAAGGAUGUGCAAAAGAUUCUAGACCAGGGUUUAUUAAAACGACACCCAAUGAGAGUUUUGGGCAACAGCUUUGAAGCAAUGAUAGAAGGGGUUGAUAUGUUGCAGCGGAAAGAGAUUUCCGGGGAGAAACUAGUCGUCGCCGUUGAUCACAAGUAAGCACCGAUCGCACGAUUCGGCUUUCGGGGAGACUAAGGUGAGGGCGGAUUAAGCUUGGUCAUCGGCGGGGAUCAGGUGUUUGCUCUUAGGUGAGGAUUAUGUUUGCUCAGG
Hypoxylon fragiforme is the source of this 1348-nucleotide messenger RNA. Its product is annotated as putative zinc-binding dehydrogenase family oxidoreductase. The transcript has 2 exons. NCBI's taxonomy places the organism in Eukaryota, Fungi, Ascomycota, Sordariomycetes, Xylariales, Hypoxylaceae. Gene Ontology annotation, molecular function: oxidoreductase activity, acting on NAD(P)H. The coding region runs from base 152 to 1237 and encodes 361 amino acids. The record is from RefSeq and is a predicted model, not a curated record.